AUGGUCGUCCAUCGUCGACCAAUGGACGUCGAGGCUGAGGUGCCCACUGCUGUGUACGCGCUGGACCUGCAGCGCGUGAGUCAGUUGCUGUGCAUUCCCGAGACGGAGCUGCUCUGUGGCUUCCAGGCCGACCCGACGCGGUCUGACAUCCAGGGCGUCAUCGUCGAUGCAGGCGAGAACGUCCCGUUUGAGACAGUGGGACAGGACGAUGCCGAGGACACGUCGGAGCGCGUGGCUGUGGCUGCGAAGAACGAAGCCGGUGCUCCUGUGAAGCCGUCGACUCGCUCGAGCCUGCGGCCUCCCCUGCCGCCUGGCCGGCCGCCAGCCGUUUCUCCCAUGAUCGUGACCCCAACGGCCCGGCGCGCUGCAGUACGCCAAGUCCUGCUCACUGCGGCAGUGCGGCCUGGCAGCCUGGACAGGAACCAGCGACCCAAGUGUCUGAUCCAGUUGGGUCAGCAGACGAUCAUCGGCCACAUUCUGACGCAGCUUUACGCUGCUGGCGUCGAGCGCGUCGUGGUCUCGGUAGCAGCAGCCGGUGGCCAGAUCCUUGCUGCCGUCAAGCAGACGCCGUUCUAUACCAAGAUGAAGAUUGAGUUUUUGGACUUGGGAAAAGGCAACGACGACGGACACGCGCGCUCGAUCCUAGCAGCAAAGAGCAUGUUUCCAGGUCCGGAGCCGUUUCUUAUUCAUACUGCCGACCAUAUUUUUGACAAGUCGGUCGUGUCCAAGCUGGCUGCGUAUCCACUCGGCGACGCCGUUGCGUGUGUACUUGUAGAAACCGACGUUACUGAACUGACGGGUUUGCCACGGACGACGGUCAAAGUGAAGGUUGACAACGACCAGCAGUAUGUGACGCACAUCGGUCGCGAUUUGGAAGAUUAUGACGGUAUCGACGCUGGGUUGUUCUUGAGCUCACCGGGUAUUUUCGAUGCGUUGGCCGCACUUGCGGAACAAAAGAGAUACUUCUCCUUUGCAGAAGCGCUCGACAGCUUUACCUCCAGUGUUCUCGCUGAAAAGACGUUGACGAUGUCAAGCCCGAGCCGCUUGAUCUAUCUCUCGACAGCUGGAGAAACCUGGUUUAGUAUCGAAACCGAGGAACAGCUAGCGUACACGCAAGACACUGAUGGCACGGCUGUUUUGUCUCCCUGGACGGUUUUCUUGGCUUCCACACCUACGGGAGACCCGUCGCUUACGAAAAAUGUGGUUAUUGGAGUAUCAGCGCCGGAUCCGAACCUGUCCCUUCGCGUUGCUGGCAACACAGAUAGCUCUAUGCUCUUCAACGGUUUCGUCGUUGGUGUGGGCAAUAUAGACACCAUACAGGAUGAGGAGGACGACAUCGACAUAAGUGUAGAGGGCAUCACUCCCGCCGAUGCUUAUGACUCAGAGUCCCGGCCCCUUUUAUCGUUCAGUGCCAGGUCGAAAGGACUAUGGUCAGAUCGCUCUGCACGAUCUCCAUUCUCCGCGCGUUCAUUCAUGGAUAGCAAGGGCUCUACGCUUGGGGACGACGACUCGUCUCCUUUUGUAUUAUCGUUCCCCGUGGAUGGCGAAACUUCCAAGACGGUGGAGGAGGGAAACUCAAACCACCACGCAUACUUGAUUGAAAUGACUUCGGCUGAUCCGUCUUGCGUUAUGCCUGCUGGAUUGGGUAUGUCCGAGUACUUGCUUGCCGUUCCCGGCAAACAAGAGCCGACUUAUGACGAAGACGAGGACCACGUCGAAGGAAGCUUAGCGACUCCACGGGUAACAUUGACACCUUUGCACAAGGCGACAAUCCUGCCGUCGGAUAUCACGCAAAUCUCGUUGAACACACGGGGAUACGAGGAAAGUCUCGAGGUGACGGUCGUGGUGAAGCGCAAGGCACCGAUUAUUGGCUACGUGCUGCUGCUAUCAUCUCUGUUUACAAUUUCGUCAGUGGGCGUUGCUCUGGAUAUGGUUGACGACGUCGUUACACCCGUGAUUCGCAUCUUCUGGCGAAAUAUGGCUACGUCGAUGGUCACGUUUCCUUUUGCAAUGAUGGUUCUUUUUCGUGGUUCACGUGGGCCUGGCGACCAGCAUUGGAAAACGCUCGUUCCUCCCAUUAUCGUAGCUGGCAUGGCGUACGCGUUCUUUCUGGGAUCGUUUGUCGCGGCGCUGUCAAUAACGUCGGUUGGCCACGCCACGUUGUUUAACAACGCACACUCGACACUGCUGGUGUUCUGGAAGCUUGCGCAGCGCAAGCCUGUAGCUCGAUCUGAGGCUCUAGGUGCUGCGAUUGGUGUCGUUGGCGGUGGGAUUGCGGCGAUGGACACGAGCGGAGGAGGUCCCAACAUUGUGUCACCCACUGCGGCAGGUGACCUCGUUGCACUUGCUGGUGCUGCUGGGGGAGCACUAUACUUCACGUUGGCUAAAAAAGUGCGCCCGCACAUGCAUCUGCUAGUUUUUCUGUGGGGCCUUACAGCCACAUCGGCCAUUACGCUGCUCGUGUAUAUGCUGGCUUCAGGCCACGAAUUGAGUCUGUCUACCGAUCCAUACAACGGCAUCUUUGGGUGGUUGACCCCGUCCGUUAACCGACUACUGGUAGUUCUCUACCUCGUCUUCGUGUGCGAUUGCAUCGGCACGAUGGGUUACAUCGGUGUGAUGAAAUACUUUGACCCGAUCGUGGUGUCAGUGGUGUGCCUGAUGGAACCUAUUGUGGCUACGGUUCAGGGCAUCGUCAUGGGCGUUGAUGCUGUGCCUGGACUACGUACGUUUGUGGGAGCUGCCCUUGUCAUUGGUGGCACGUUCCUCGUGCUUCAAUCGCAAAGUCGCAAAACAGAAGAAGUCGACGCCACAGAGGCCGUCCUCGGGUCGAAUGCCACUCCACGAGCAGUCUAUUCUUCGCGCUCGCGAAAGAAGACUCCACGAUACGGCAGUACGCCCCGCGACUGA
Hyaloperonospora brassicae is the source of this 2907-nucleotide messenger RNA. The record is from the annotation of a GenBank genome assembly. Lineage: Eukaryota; Oomycota; Peronosporomycetes; Peronosporales; Peronosporaceae.